UCUGUGAUUCUAUGUUCAGUCGAUGGAGUUGCACUUGUGCCAAUUUGUAUCAGGUCCGAAUUUGGCCCUAGGAGCUCAGAUACUGAAGGUGGGAAGUGGCAACCAGCAGGAUCUCAGAUGCGCCCCCAGAAAUAGGAUUAGGAAACAGACAGAAAUCACUCUCAUGAAGGAGGUGAGGAAGGGAGCCGGGGAAAGAGAAGCCAUUCGUGGGAGGCCCGCAGAAGGAACAAUGCUUGGCAGUGUGGGGUUAUUCUUUUUAUCCAGAGGGACGUGUUUGCAGAGGGGGCUGGAUUUCUCCCCUUGGAGCCAAUCCCUUUCUGUGCCCGAGAUCCGAUCACCUGUUCACUGAGGUGAGGCAAUGGGCAGAGGAAGGGGGGGUCUCGUUCCCUAGGAGAAUGCCAGCGGGGAAAUGGAAUGUGCCCUCAGAUAGGUAGGUGGUAGAGACAGAAAGAUCCCUACUCCCCCAUUCACCCUCCCUUGUCCUACUGGAGAUGCUUGUGGGACAGAGGAGGGGAGAAGGGUACAGUGGAAGCUGGGGUUCAUGCCCCCCCCGGGACCCCUAUAAAUACCAAUGCGCUGUGAUCAUGAUGACGCUCUGAGGGCACUAAUUGUGCCUGCCUAGACUGUAAGCUCCUUGGGGCAGGGAACUCCUCUGCUGUGUGUCCGUAAUCCCCCACCUUGCCCACGACCCUAUAGAAAAACUCCCCCUAGAGAGUAGGUCUCAGCAACCUGCUCCAUCCAGCCUGCCUCCCAUGCACUGCAUUCUCACAGCACCCAGCUGCUCUCUGCAUCUCUCCUUUCCUGCUUUCACUUUCCUCCACUCCCCCUCAUUCCUUCUCCGUCUCUGGCUUGCCCUCCGUCACCAUCUGUCACAACCACCCCCUCAUUCCUGUACUCUCUCUCCCCCUCUUCCUUUCUCCCUCCCUUCCUCUCUCUCUCCAUCAUAAUCACUCUGGUACUCCCCUCUUUUCCUUCUCCCCGUUCUCCCUCCCCUACUAUUCAUUCUCUCUCUCUUAUUCUCAUGCUCGCUCUCCCCCCCACCCCACCAAGUCUAUGCUGAUUGGCUGGUGGGAUCAUUCCCGGGAGUAACUGACAUGCUUGCUAUACCUAACCCUGUCCACAAAGCCCCCACUUCAGUGGAUGGAGAGCUAGAGAGGGGAGUCCUGGCUCCACUGAGCAGUGCUGGGAGCUGGGUCUGGUCCCUGCAGCAGGCAAGCCCUGGAAACCAGAUGGGAGAGUGUGAACAGCCAGAUGUGGCAGUGCUGGAGGAAGGCAGAAAAGUCCCACCACCUCUGGAGCAGCAGAAGAGGUGAGGGCAGCAGGCACCUCUGGAGAGAAGUGUGACAAGCAAUUCCAGCCCCUCUAGGACUCAAACCACACAGAGAUUUCAUUGGGAAAUUUUUUUUAAAGGAGAAGAAACAAUAUGACAAACAUUCUUCCUGCGUGUGGAAGAACAUGUAAAUCCCAUUGACACCUGACCCAGUGAGAGCUCGCCCGAUCCUUCCUCUGCCAUGGACUCUCCUGCUUUCACCUUCCCCACUCCUGUGGCUUCUGAGGAGUGGAACAUCUCCACCAGCUGGGCAAGUUCUACCCUGGGGAACCUAUCCACAGCUGCCAGCCCGGGCAUGGAUGUCAGCGGAGUCCUCAUCCCCCUGGUCUACUUUAUUGUCUGCGUGGUUGGGCUGGUUGGGAACUCCCUGGUCAUCUACGUGGUCCUGUGCCACUCGGUGAGCGAAUCGGUGACCAACGUCUAUAUCCUCAACCUGGCGCUGGCGGACGAGCUGUUCAUGCUGGGGCUGCCUUUCCUGGCUGCGCAGAACGCACUCUCCUACUGGCCCUUCGGCUCCUUCAUGUGUCGCCUGGUGAUGGCCGUGGAUGCCAUAAACCAGUUCACAAGCAUCUUCUGCCUGACUGUGAUGAGCGUCGACCGUUACCUGGCUGUGGUGCACCCAGGGAAAUCGUCAAAGUGGCGGACGGCCCGUGUGGCCAAGGCCGUUAGCGCCACGGUGUGGGUGCUGUCAUCAAUCGUGGUGCUGCCAGUGGUGGUGUUCUCGAACGUCCCCCUGGGGAUGAGCACUUGCCACAUCCAGUGGCCCGAGCCAGCCUCCAUGUGGAGAGCUGGCUUUAUCAUCUACACGGCCGCACUGGGCUUCUUUGGGCCGCUGCUGGUGAUCUGCCUCUGCUACCUGCUCAUCGUCGUCAAGAUCCGCUCUUCCGGCCGGAGGGUGCGGGCCCUUUCGGCCAAGCGCAAGCGGUCAGAGCGCAGGGUCACUCGCAUGGUGGUGGCUGUGGUGGCUGUCUUUGUGCUCUGCUGGCUUCCCUUCUACGUGCUCAACAUCAUCAACGUGGUCUGCCCGUUGCCCGAGGAGCCGUCUCUCUUCGGGAUCUACUUCCUCGUCGUGGUGCUGCCCUACGCCAACAGCUGCGCCAACCCCAUCAUCUAUGGCUUUCUCUCCUACCGGUUCAAGCAGGGUUUCCGCAGGGCCAUCCUGAGGCCGUCCCGCCGGGUGCAGAGCCAGGAGGUGGUGGCAUGUCCCGCAGAGAAGACUGAAGAGGAGGAGGAAGUGGAGGAGAGCGGGGUCAGCAAGAUUGCCCAGAAUGGCAAUGGCAGACAGGAGUGUCCCCUGACCAAUGGAGCAGCAGGAGGCAGUGAGCAGAAGCCACUCCCGGAGGAGCCUGGGAGCUGUGAUAAACCCAAUGCACUGCACAUCAGUUAUUUGUAGAGAAUGGAAGGGGGAGGCUCUGUCCCUCUGUCUCCUGGACACUCCAGUCUGUAUCUGUGGGGGUUUGCAGACUGCGGGGCAGCAAGGUCUAAGGUUCCGCUUGAUGAGGAACCGUAGAUGAGACGAGUUCGAGGAGUGUCGGGAAGGGCAGAGCGCCUCCAGUGACUUCAGAAAUCCCUGUGGGAGGGGCAGGGCAACAGCAUCUGGGCUGGGCUUGGAAGGGGGGACUGGAUAAGGGCAGAUGGGUGUGGGGAGCUGCAGAGGGGAGUCCAGCACUGAAUCCCCCUAUAACCCACAUAGAGUAUUAUGAGUGGUUGCUAAUUACUCUAAUGCCCUCGUCAGCUGCCCAAGUUGUCCCAGUGUCCAUGGGAACCAGACACUCUGGGGCAGGAUCAUGGGGACAAUUCCCACCCUCCAAAAAACACAUACAAUCUGCCCCCUAGGGUUGUCAUAGAAUCAUAGAAUAUCAGGGUUGGAAGGGACCUCAGGAGGUCAUCUAGUCCAACCCCCUGCUCAAAGCAGGUCUAAGCCCCAAUUUUUGUCCCGAUCCCUAAAUGGCCCUCUCAAGGAUUGAACUCAAAACCCUGGGUUUAGCAGGCCAAUGCUCAAACCACUGAGUUAUCCCUACCCCCCGUCCAGCUACUCUAGUAUCUCUUGGGGACAGCUCCCCACCUCCUGUGUGACCUGAUAUCGUCUCAAUUGCAUGGAAUAUCCUGGUUCUUUAAAGGGUUCUCAUGUCCCACCUGCAGACUGUUCUAAUAGGGCUGGUUUAGGAGAGUGGAGCAGAGUAUGAGACACACCCUUCCCCAUCUCGCGAUCCCAGGGUUUCAUGGUGUUAUUGUGCCUGGUGGACAACUGAAGAAGACCAAGAGGCCACGGAUUGGGGGCAGGGUGUUCUGCAAGCUGUAAUUUCCACCACCCUCCUCCAUCUUAUCACAAAUAAACAUGAAGAUUUAGGACCCCGUGAACAAUUUCAAA
This is a messenger RNA of Dermochelys coriacea (leatherback sea turtle), 3701 nucleotides long. It is a transcript of the gene SSTR3, whose product is annotated as somatostatin receptor 3. Gene Ontology annotation, cellular component: membrane; neuron projection. Gene Ontology annotation, molecular function: somatostatin receptor activity; neuropeptide binding. Bases 1512 to 2723 code for a protein of 403 amino acids. The record is from RefSeq and is a predicted model, not a curated record. The transcript is spliced from 2 exons. Gene Ontology annotation, biological process: neuropeptide signaling pathway. NCBI's taxonomy places the organism in Eukaryota, Metazoa, Chordata, Testudines, Dermochelyidae.